Messenger RNA from Falco peregrinus (peregrine falcon), 3112 nucleotides. RefSeq names its product solute carrier family 35 member F4 (gene SLC35F4). The record is from RefSeq and is a predicted model, not a curated record. Gene Ontology annotation, cellular component: membrane. Bases 2104 to 2766 code for a protein of 220 amino acids. The transcript has 5 exons. Lineage: Eukaryota; Metazoa; Chordata; Aves; Falconiformes; Falconidae.
CUGCAUUCAGCGAGCAUUCAAGUCUGUGAGUCCAUCCUCACACAAGGAAACUCAUCUUUAGCUCCUGUUGAAAUCAGCGAUACAAAAGCCUACAGUCAAACUUAAGCAUUAACUCAUUUGCUUCAUUGAGUUUGCUUUGCAUCUCAGAUAAAUGAUACUCACCACUAGCUGUUCUGUUUCAAGGUGUAGUGUUUCUGUUCUGAUCUUUGGAGGACAAGCUGGCUUCUGAGAACACUGAGCUCAACUGGAGUGAGGGAGAUAAUUAGCAGAUCCGCCUGCCUGAGUGUUGACUUGUUGGACACCCUGGCACAGAGUUUGAGAAAGGAGUUUAUUAUUCCCCAAAAUGACUGCUUUGUAACGCCAGGUCGUUGUAGUGGCAGUAUGAAAUGAGUGGUUAUUAAGUAGAGUCACAGAAUCAUUUAGGUUAAGACAUAGCCAAUCUCAAGUAUUGCGAAGAUGUUAUUAUUCUACUUUCCUCAAAAUGAGAGCGAUGGUUUCCAAUCUUAAUAGUAAAAAACUGCAAUAUUUUUAACAGCAGAAUUCCCCAGAAUUACUAAAAAUGGUUUAGGAGUCCUGAAAACAAAUCUGUCCUUAAAGGCAAAGCCAAAUCAAGAUAAUUAUUACACUGGCGCCACCACCCCCAAAAUAACAAGUGUUUUUGACUUCACGUUGCAUUGCAAUCUUUGAAGUUACUAAUUAGUUCUACAUAAUUAAUGUUUUAGCAAUCUUCCAAACACAGCCAUAAACAGCUGUGAAUACUUUGGGGCCCUGAGGCCUCGUGGCAUUUAGAUUAGUCCCUUAAUGUCGCUUCCUAAGGAUGUGUUGCAGAUUAACGGUACCGUGGUUUGCUCUGUUGGUGUUUCAGUUGUAUGAAGCAUUCACUUGUGGGCCCUCUCAUGUUUUAAAUAGACAUGUCGGACAGCCUGCCACGUCAAGAAAUGAAGCGUACUGGGAGUAUCUUGAGGAAUACCUUUAACCAAGAAUGAAGACAGUGGAGUUGCUAAAAAAACAUCCUUCCCAAUUUGGGAAAGGUAGAGGUGUUUCAGGAGGGGUGCAGUGAUGUGGCUUUAAUCAAGCUGCGUGCUUGAGUAGUUGGUCUCCCCUUAGCCUGUGCAGGGACCACUUUGCACAGCAGUGCUGUCCCCGAAAGCAGUGUCUUCUGAGCUGACCCUUCCCUUUCGUGAAACCCUAAGAAGUGAACAGCUCACUUCAGUUGUAUGUGACACAGCGCCUGGGAAUCUGGAGAUUUUGCUUGCAAUUUAAACCACAAGGAAAUGUCUAAACAAACACAACUUUUCACUGCAUAAUAAAAUAAAGCUGUUAAAUACCAUCCCUUCCCUUUCUCACACUCUCGUUUGACUGGCUCGGUCCCACUGGCUGGUGGCUGACUUUCCCACCAUAGUGAUGUGUCUGGCAGUAUUUUUCACUGUCUUUAGGCAAUUCUUAAAGCUUUCUUGGCCAUAUGUGAGAAUAUAUUUCAAUAAGAAUAAAAACAGGUUUUGGAGCAAAGCAAGAAAAAAUUGUCAAGCUACAGAAAUCUUUCAAGAGAAGAAAUUGCGGUUAUAAUCCCUCAGUUCAUGGCCUCGAAGGCAGAGUCUGAGAACUGUCAGUGCAUUACAGAUUAACCUUCAUUUCUGUGUGCGAGUCCCUGGGAUUAUUGUUGCGUAGGAGUGUGAUUAUUCCAGGUAAGUUACUUCUUUUCUAUUUGUGAAAUUGCUGUUUUAGGAAGAUUGUACGUUAUUUUGUCUGUGUGAUUUAAACAAUUGAUUCUUAUGGGUGCAUGGAGGAGUUAGGAAAAGCACUUAAUUGAAUGUGAUAAAAGUCUAAUGAAUGUUGUGUUGGAGUACGCGCUAAGGAAAAUCCUAGCUGAGUUUUAAACUCUCUUCUUUUCUUAGGGAAUGCAGUCGGAUUUUUGGUGAAGAUGGUCUGACGCUGAAACUCUUUCUUAAAAGGACUGCUCCCUUUUCUAUUCUGUGGACUUUAACUAACUACCUGUAUUUACUGGCUUUAAAGAAGCUGACAGCCACAGACGUCUCUGCCCUAUUCUGUUGUAACAAAGCUUUUGUCUUCUUGCUUUCUUGGAUUGUGCUGAAAGACAGGUUCAUGGGAGCAAGGAUAGUUGCAGCAAUAAUGGCAAUCACAGGAAUCGUAAUGAUGGCAUAUGCAGAUGGUUUCCAGGGUGAUUCAAUUAUCGGGGUAGCAUAUGCUGUUGGAUCAGCCUCUACAUCUGCAUUGUAUAAGGUUUUGUUCAAAAUGUUUCUUGGAAGUGCAAACUUUGGGGAAGCAGCUCAUUUUGUUUCUACCUUGGGCUUCUUCAAUUUAAUUUUCAUCUCUGUUACCCCUAUCAUACUGUAUUUUACAAAAGUGGAGUACUGGUCCCCCUUCUCUGCCGUGCCAUGGGGUUACCUGUGUGGAGUAGCCGGCCUCUGGUUAGCCUUCAAUAUUCUGGUUAACGUUGGCGUUGUGCUUACAUACCCCAUUCUGAUCUCCAUCGGCACAGUGCUCAGCGUCCCUGGAAAUGCAGCUGUGGAUCUGUUGAAGCACAAAAUGAUCUUCAGCGUAGUGAGAUUGGGAGCCACCAUCAUCAUUUGCAUUGGGUUUCUGCUCAUGCUGCUCCCUGAGGAAUGGGAUGAAAUAACCCUGAGGUUCAUCAACAGCUUGAAAGAGAAGAAAAGUGAGGAUCAUGCCGACGACAUCACAGACUCCAGCAUACACACGAGAAGCAGAAGCAGAGCUAAUGGGACAGUGUCUAUACCACUAGCUUAGGGCUGGUGGACUUUUAACUGCACGCGGAUGUAUAUUCUGUGAAUAUAGCUUAAAUUUCCUCACUAUCUGUAUGCUUAGAAAUGACAUUUACUCUGGAAUGGAGAUGAACUGUAACAUAAGAGAAGUACAUCUAUAAUAAAUGUUUACAUUUAUACACUUAUCAAGGAACGGCUGUACAUAACUACAAUAAAAUGUUUUGUAAUAAAAAACACGUAAGCUUUUGUCUUACUGAACGGGUGGGUUUAUAAUAGGGAUCAAGUCUACAUCAUUUAUCUCCUUUUGCUGGCAAAAGUAGAGCCCAUUCUCAAGGAUACAAAUCCCGGAUAUUUCCAGCUGAAUCUCAAAA